AUGUCAGAAGCCAAUCUUCAAGCCUCGCAAUGGAUGGGGACACUGAGCUCACCAGCGGCCAUCCAAGGCACAAACAUGAAGUGGGUACGGGGCGAAAGCCUGGGUCGCGGCACUCUUGGCAAUGUUGUCCAGGCGUUGGAUCAGGAAACUGGUCAGCUCUUUGCAGUGAAGGAGGUACUGAUCAACACCUCAGACGCUGCAGAUGUUCAGUUCAAACACGCGCUGGAGAAUGAGAUCAAGAUAUGCUCAGCUCUGAAGCAUCCAAGCAUCGUGACAUACCUUGGCCAUGACUCCAUAGACGGGUGCUUGUACAUCUACAUGGAAUACAUGAUCGGCGGGUCCAUGGCCAGCGUGCUGCAUCAGUUUGGUGCUUUCGAGGAGAGCUUGGUCAGCAAGUACGCCCGCGACAUGCUAGAAGGGUUGGCCUACUUGCACACGCAGGAACCGCCAGUGCUACACCGCGACAUCAAGAGUGCAAAUGUUCUCAUGGGGUACGGCCCCCAUGGCGGCGAGCUCUGCGCGAAGCUGGCCGACUUCGGCUGCUCCAAGAGGAACGAGGUCACGCUCUCCCACACCAUGAAGGGCUCCAUCCCCUGGAUGGCGCCUGAGGUCGUGAAGAAUGUGGGAUAUGGGAGGAUGGCAGACAUGUGGAGUUUUGGCUGCGUCAUCAUAGAGAUGGGCACAGCUCAAACACCCUGGGGGAAGUUCGACAAUCCCAUGGCUGCCAUGUACAAAAUCGGCAUGUCUGAUGAGACGCCGCCUUUGCCGGCUUCAUUCUCUCCCAGCUGCCGCGAUUUCACGCAGCGCUGCCUGCAGCGUGAGCCCACGCAGAG
Messenger RNA from Symbiodinium pilosum, 833 nucleotides. The record is from the annotation of a GenBank genome assembly. Lineage: Eukaryota; Dinophyceae; Suessiales; Symbiodiniaceae.